Messenger RNA from Ceratotherium simum simum (southern white rhinoceros), 1186 nucleotides. RefSeq names its product transmembrane protein 120B (gene TMEM120B). NCBI's taxonomy places the organism in Eukaryota, Metazoa, Chordata, Mammalia, Perissodactyla, Rhinocerotidae. The record is from RefSeq and is a predicted model, not a curated record. Gene Ontology annotation, cellular component: nuclear inner membrane. Gene Ontology annotation, biological process: fat cell differentiation.
UGACGUCAGGUGCGCGCGUGGCUCCCGCUGCGCAGGAACAGCUGGUGUCUCGGAAGGCGGCCCGGGCGCGCGCGGGAGUGGGGUGCUGGUGGCCGGCCGCGGCACGCUGCGGGAGCAGCCGCCGCCGCCUCGCCCCGCUGCACCAUGUCCGGCCAGCUGGAGCGUUGCGAGCGCGAGUGGCACGAGCUGGAGGGAGAAUUUCAGGAACUGCAGGAAGCUCACAGGAUCUACAGGCAGAAGCUGGAGGAGCUGACCGCGCUCCAGACUUCCUGUAGCACCUCCAUCAACAAGCAGAAGACGCGACUGAAGGACUUGAAGCACACACUUCAGAGGUAUAAGCGCCAUGCCAGUCGGGAGGAGGCAGAGCUCGUUCAGCAGAUGGGCGCCAACAUCAAGGAGCGGCAGAACAUCUUCUUUGACAUGGAGGCCUACCUGCCCAAGAAGAACGGGCUCUACUUAAAUCUGGUCCUUGGCAAUGUGAAUGUGACGCUUCUCAGCAACCAGGCCAAAUUUGCCUACAAGGAUGAAUAUGAGAAGUUCAAGCUCUACCUGACCAUCAUCCUGCUCCUGGGGGCUGUGGCGUGUCGAUUUGUCCUUCACUACAGGGUGACGGAUGAAAUCUUUAACUUCUUGCUGGUGUGGUAUUACUGCACCUUGACCAUUCGGGAGAGUAUUCUCAUCAGCAACGGCUCAAGAAUUAAAGGCUGGUGGGUGUCUCACCACUACGUGUCCACGUUCCUGUCUGGAGUGAUGCUGACCUGGCCAAACGGACUAAUUUAUCAGAAGUUUCGCAGUCAGUUCUUAGCGUUUUCCAUUUUUCAAAGCUGUGUCCAGUUCCUGCAAUAUUAUUAUCAGAGGGGCUGCCUCUACCGGCUGCGGGCCCUGGGGGAGAGGAAUCACCUGGACCUCACGGUGGAAGGAUUCCAGUCCUGGAUGUGGCGGGGCCUCACCUUCCUCCUGCCUUUCCUGUUCUGUGGCCACUUCUGGCAGCUCUACAAUGCCGUCACGUUGUUUGAGCUCUCCAGCCACGAGGAAUGCAAAGAAUGGCAGGUGUUCGUGUUGGCACUCACGUUCCUUGUCCUCUUCCUCGGCAAUUUUCUGACCACACUCAAAGUCGUGCACGCCAAACUCCAGAAGAACAGAAACAAGGCAAAGAAGCCGUGAGCCACAGGACUCGUGUGCGCCU